AUGUCAGUACAUGCCAACGGAAAGACCCCCGUUCAGGCCUUCAGCCGAUCACCUUUUCGAACCCGCCGCGACUUUCAAGACGCAUGCCGGGCACUCCUGGAUCCUCUCGUUCCGCGCUUCACACCGGGAUGCAGUCGAGUGAAGAUUGGUUCGUCGACGACUCGUUUCGACGAAGGUGGUGCCCAGAUUGAGGGCUUCGCACGUCCACUGUGGGGUUUAGCUGCUCUACUGGGAGGCGGAUAUCAGUACCCAGAUGCAGUGCGUUGGUACCAGGGACUCAUCAACGGGACGGAUCCCCAGAGUCCAGAGUACUGGGGAGAUAUAGAGGAUCUCGACCAGCGCAUGGUGGAAAUGUGUCCCCUUGGGUUUGCGUUGGCAGUCGCUCCGCAUGUAUUCUGGGAUCCGUUGACGAUCCAGCAGAAGCACAAUGUUGCGAAUUGGUUGGCUAGUAUUAAUGAGCGUGAGAUGCCCAAUACGAACUGGUUGUGGUUCCGGGUCUUUGCCAACUUGGGUUUGAGGAGAAACGGUGCACCUUAUUCGCUUCCCCGUAUCGAAGCGGAUAUGGAUCAUUUGGACACCUUCCAUGUUGGUGGAGGCUGGAGCAAUGACGGUCCAAAGAGUCACCAUCAGAUGGAUUACUACUCCGGCUCGUUUGCAAUCCAGUUCUUGCAACUACUUUAUUCGAGACUGGCAGCCGAUUUCGACCCGCUACGGGCUGAACGGUAUCGAGAAAGGGCGAGACAAUUUGCCCUUGAUUUCGUGUACUAUUUUGAUGCAGAUGGAGCUGCCAUCCCCUUCGGAAGGUCCAUGACAUAUCGAUUCGCUAUGGCUGGAUUUUGGGGAGCCCUUGCUUUUGCAGACGUCGCGCCCCCGGCACCACUCACCUGGGGUGUUGUCAAGGGCCUUCUGUUGAGACAUUUCCGCUGGUGGGCAACCCAAGAGGACAUGUUCAACAGUGACGGAACGCUGAAUCUCGGAUACUCAUACGCAAACAUGUACCUGACAGAGAACUAUAACUCUCCCGGCUCACCCUAUUGGUGUUGUCUUUCAUUUGUCCCUCUGGUACUGGGAGAAACACAUUCAUUCUGGGCAGCCAAGGAGGAGCCAUACCCAAUCGCCUCCCUCUCGCCUGUUGCAGCGCUGCAGUAUCCCAAGCACAUCGUAGUCCACCGUGGCGGCCAUUCAUUCCUGCUCUCCUCUGGACAAGCCUGCCACUACCCCUUAAAGGCAACCCAGGCAAAGUACGGCAAAUUCGCCUACAGCGCAUCAUUCGGAUACUCCGUCCCGACAGGCUCCUACCAACUGGAACAGCACGCCCCAGACACCUCCACCUGGAAGCCCUGGUCAGACGUGGAAGUAGAAACAUACCUGAUACCGCCGCUUGAAGAAAGCGAGAACUGGCAUAUCCGCGCGCACCGCGUCCGCACAGGGCGAGACCUCAUGACAUCUGAAGGCGCUUUCGCCAUCUACGGGUGUCGGAGCGAUAAUGGCCGGAUUCUGGGCUCCUUAGCGGACCGGCCCUCCGAGGGGACUUUGCAGGAAUCUCAGAAGGCGCUCACGGUUUCCUCUGUUGGAGCCGUGGGCAUUGUAGAGCUACUGCCUGGUGUGGAUCGGGCUGGGAGGGUGGUCCUCGCUGAUCCUAACUCGAACCUCAUGUAUGGCCGUACUCUGCUGCCCUCUUUGGGGGCUGAUCUGCGCUCUGGAUCUGAGCGUUGGUUCGUGACUGCUGUCUUUGCUUUGCCUGCUCAUGGGGAUGGGGAUGGGGAUGCAUGGCGGCAGAAAUGGGAACGGCUACCUGCCAUUCCGGAGUGGUUGAAACGGGUUAUAGAGAGCGGUGGUCAAUGA
Aspergillus nomiae NRRL 13137 is the source of this 1845-nucleotide messenger RNA. RefSeq names its product glycoside hydrolase family 154 protein. The record is from RefSeq and is a predicted model, not a curated record. The transcript has 4 exons. The coding region runs from base 1 to 1845 and encodes 614 amino acids. NCBI's taxonomy places the organism in Eukaryota, Fungi, Ascomycota, Eurotiomycetes, Eurotiales, Aspergillaceae.